This is a messenger RNA of Cladocopium goreaui, 264 nucleotides long. NCBI's taxonomy places the organism in Eukaryota, Dinophyceae, Suessiales, Symbiodiniaceae. The record is from the annotation of a GenBank genome assembly.
AUGUGCAGAGAGCCUGGUAGCGCUGGUAGGUUCAUGGUGCAGACCCGUUUCGACAAGGAGAACACGGCCUGCGAUGACUGUAUCAUCACUGGCUUGGUGAUGUCGGUGCAGGGAUGCAUGCACGCACAACAGCAGAUUGAGAUCGAUGAGAUCAAGAAGAAUGGUUGGUCUGGUAUGAAUCCAAUGAUCUUGCAGUCAAUGCCACCAAGUCAACAGCAUAUGUUCCAAAAGGCGCGGGAGUCCGAGUCAAGUGGUGAUGCUUGA